This is a messenger RNA of Ricinus communis (castor bean), 2848 nucleotides long. RefSeq names its product SUMO-activating enzyme subunit 2. The transcript is spliced from 11 exons. NCBI's taxonomy places the organism in Eukaryota, Viridiplantae, Streptophyta, Magnoliopsida, Malpighiales, Euphorbiaceae. Gene Ontology annotation, cellular component: SUMO activating enzyme complex; cytoplasm. Gene Ontology annotation, biological process: protein sumoylation. Gene Ontology annotation, molecular function: SUMO activating enzyme activity. The coding region runs from base 531 to 2465 and encodes 644 amino acids. The record is from RefSeq and is a predicted model, not a curated record.
GGCGGCGGUGGCUCUACAAUUACCGUAGAGACGGGGCAAGUGGUGUUUGACUAAGUUCUUUUUUUAACUUAGUUUCCGAACAAAUUACUUCUCAUGCCGUACCACUCUUCACCUCCGCCGUUGUUUUAAUGAAGAAAGAGAAAACAAACAUAGAGAGAGAGAGAGAGAGAGAGAGAGAGAGAGUGUGUCUGUGUUGCUUUUUGGCUAUAUCCACUUGAGUUCUUUUUGGCGCUCCCGUCCCCUGUUGCCUAUACUUGUAGACUUAUAGUUUAUAGCCGCCCUUUCCUUUCCUUUCUUUUCAUUUCCUCCUAAAAAAAAAAUUCUACCCAUUUCAAGAUUCUCUCGUCGUGUUCGAUUCCGAACCAACAAACACAACUCUCUUAACGCACCCACUACUGCUACUAUUCUUUUUCUUUCUUUCUUUUUUAUUUUAUUUUCUUCUUAUAAAUGAUAAAUAAAUAACUGACCAUUUUAAUAACAGACUUCUUCACUCUUCUGGUUUCUCAGAGUUUUCUUUUUUCAACCCCAAAAUGUCUUCCCUCCUGCACUCAUCUGCCGUAAAGGGCGCGAAAGUGCUUAUGGUAGGAGCAGGUGGGAUUGGGUGUGAGCUACUGAAGACGCUAGCUCUUUCUGGCUUUGAAGAUAUUCAUAUUAUUGACAUGGACACAAUAGAAGUCAGUAACCUUAACAGACAGUUUUUGUUCCGGAAAUCACAUGUUGGGCAGUCAAAGGCCAAAGUUGCUCGAGAUGCUGUGCUAAGAUUUAAGCCUCACAUAAGAAUUACAUCAUACCAUGCAAAUGUGAAGGAUUCUGACUUCAAUGUGGACUUCUUUAAGCAAUUUAGCGCUGUUCUGAAUGGUUUAGACAACUUGGACGCAAGGCGCCAUGUGAACCGCCUUUGCCUGGCAGCUGAAGUUCCUUUGGUUGAAAGUGGGACAACUGGGUUCCUUGGACAGGUCACGGUGCAUGUGAAGGGGAAAACAGAGUGCUACGAGUGUCAGCCUAAACCUGCGCCAAAGUCCUAUCCUGUCUGUACAAUUACCAGUACUCCAUCCAAGUUUGUUCACUGUAUUGUUUGGGCAAAGGACCUGCUUUUUGCAAAGCUGUUUGGGGACAAGAAUCAGGAAAAUGAUUUAAAUGUGCGGUCUAGUGAUGCUUCUAACUCUUCAGAACAUGCAGAAGAUGUAUUUGAAAGAGGAAACAAUGAGGACAUUGAGCAAUAUGGAAGGAGAAUUUAUGAUCAUGUCUUUGGUUAUAACAUCGAGACAGCUUUGUCUAAUGAAGAGACUUGGAAAAACCGUAAUAGGCCAAGGCCUAUAUACAGUAGGGAUGUUCUUCCUGAUAGACCAAGUCAACAAAAUGGUAGUGUUGAUAAAGGCUCUGCUAGUCAUGAUCCUUCAUCAGUGUCUGCCAUGGCAUCUUUGGGUUUGAAGAAUCCACAGGAAAUAUGGAGUCUUACGGAAAAUUCAAGAGUUUUUUUUGAGGCUUUGAAGUUAUUUUUUGUCAGCAGAGAAAAGGAGAUUGGGAACCUGAGUUUUGAUAAAGAUGAUCAGUUAGCCGUAGAAAUUGUUACGGCUGCGGCAAAUAUUCGAGCUGCUUCAUUUGGGAUUCCUUUGCAUAGCCUUUUUGAAGCUAAAGGUAUUGCUGGAAAUAUUGUGCAUGCUGUUGCAACAACUAAUGCUAUUAUAGCUGGUUUAAUUGUCAUUGAAGCAAUCAAGGUGCUGGAAAAGGAUGCUGACAAUUACAGGAUGACAUAUUGUUUAGAACAUCCAUCUAGAAAGAUGCUUCUUAUGCCAGUGGAACCCUUUGAACCUAACAAGUCAUGCUGUGUUUGUUCUAAGUCACCAUUAUCACUGGAGAUAAAUAUUCAUCGUUCAAAGUUGAGGGAUUUUGUUGAAAAGAUUGUUAAAGCAAAACUGGGCAUGAAUUCUCCAUUAAUUAUGCAUGGGCCUACUCUUCUAUAUGAAGUUGGUGAUGAUCUUGAAGAAGAUAUGGUAGCUAAUUAUAAUGCUAACCUUGAAAAGGCGCUGUCUGAGCUUCCUUCUUCAGUUACUGGUGGGUCAAUGCUUACAGUAGAAGAUCUUCAACAGGAAUUUACUUGCAAUAUCUAUAUCAAGCAUAGAGAAGAAUUUGAUGAGGAGAAAGAACCUGAUGGAAUGGUUCUUUCUGGAUGGAUACAAGCUCCUCCCGAGAAGAAGGUUGAUAACAACUCCAUUGGGAACGGUGGGAGCACGUCUAACACAUUACCAACAGAGGCUCAACAGGAUAUUGAGAUUGAGCAAAUUUCAGAAGAAAUAAUAAUUUCUGAGAAGAAGAGAAAACGACCUGAGGUUUCAACAGACACUGCUGUGGAUGAAACUAAUAAUCAAAAUAAAGUCCAAAAGCUUGAUGUUGUUGAUGAUGACGAUGACCUUCUCAUGCUCGAUCAUUGGGAUACAAAAAGCAGUAAAAACCGGCUGCAAUAGGGUUAGCUUUAACUUUGUUAGGCUUCUUACAUCCUAAUUUUGUACCAUUAGGAAGAAAUGGUAAUUCUUUGGUGCUCAUAUUUGUUACUAAGUUGCUGCUUGUUAAUGUUUUGCUUCGAGUAGAUACUAGUAAUUGACGUCUCCAUACCGUCUGUGGUUUAUGAGUGUAGCUACAUUGUGUAUUCUUCCUGGCUUCGCUAAGAUUAACAGUCGGAUUUUGUAAUAUGUCAAAGUACUAAAUUAUGUUAGAAAUUGAUGCAAAGUGAGAUCACUGGUCAAACCAGGUGUUCGUAACAUUUGAAGCAACUCCGCAAAUAUUUUUCUGUACAUCCCUGGAUGGAGAUGACAUUAUUCAGGAGUAGUUAUUUGGUGUGUUUGCAGUA